Aplosporella prunicola CBS 121167 is the source of this 280-nucleotide messenger RNA. RefSeq lists its product as uncharacterized. The transcript has a single exon. The coding region runs from base 84 to 254 and encodes 56 amino acids. The record is from RefSeq and is a predicted model, not a curated record. NCBI's taxonomy places the organism in Eukaryota, Fungi, Ascomycota, Dothideomycetes, Botryosphaeriales, Aplosporellaceae.
UUGGCCGAAGAUGUAGUAUUCUACGAGAAAAGAAGGGGGUUUAAGAACCCGGACUUGUGUUUUCGCCAUAGUGUUAGCCCUAGAUGUGUUGUUCUAGGCUGGGAGGUCUGCCUGAAGCGGAGAUCGAAUGGGGUCUGUGCGGUCUUGGCAGGGAAAACCGAAAAUUUUUCCCACUGCUUGAGCCAGUAGUCGGUUUUUACCCUGUAGAUAACGCGACGACCAAGGCCUGCGGCCUGGUGCAAGUUAACCUAUAGGGUAAAUAGGCUGUGCUGGUUUAGUU